Camelina sativa (false flax) is the source of this 1495-nucleotide messenger RNA. NCBI's taxonomy places the organism in Eukaryota, Viridiplantae, Streptophyta, Magnoliopsida, Brassicales, Brassicaceae. The record is from RefSeq and is a predicted model, not a curated record.
AAACGACGGUAACUAACAAUGGUUUUGGUGGUGAUGAGAUCGGCAACAUUUCAAAAUUCUCAGCAACUUUAAACUCUUUAGUAUAUAUAUAGAUUGACGUACCCUGCAAGCUGCUUGUUGAACAAUACUUUCUUAAUUACAAUGCCCUAUGUUUUCUCGGCUUGGGGCACAAGUGUUGUGUUGGGGAAGAUCAAAUAUCUCACGUGUCACAGUGUACAUUUUUAAAUAUACUUAUAUAUCUGCUUAGCUAGAUUUGUUUGACUCUAGAAAAAGAUUUGGUUAUCGCCGGAUAAUUCUUCACCCAAAAAUUUCAUAAUGCCUAGACGCAGACAUGAAGAUGCAAGAUCAUCAUCCUCAUCCUCAUCCUCAUCCCGUAGCUCGCCCUCGCCGCGUCGGACUGAAAGAAGAUCUUCCUCUAGUAGUAGCCCUCGUCCAGCAGCUUCACGCAGCCGAUCUCGUGACACUUCUGGCAGCAGCAGAUCUUCUCCUCGCCCUUCACCUCGACCUCGACCUCGACCUGCACCUUCAUCAGCAUCUUCUACUGCUCGCUCUUCACCUCAACCUCGACCUGCACCUGUAGCAGCCUCUGCUCCUCGCUCUUCACCUAAACCUCGACCUGCACCUGCAUCUACAUCUGUAUCAUCCUCUGCUCCUCCACCUGCACCUGCACGCAGUUCAUCUUCUCAUACUGAAAGAUCUACUACGCCCACGUAUAGUUCUAGUAGAGAUGGUGAUUCACACAGAGCAAAAAGCGAUAAAGAUGAAUAUUCUCUGUUUCAUAGCAUACUUCGAAGUAUGCGUAGGGUUAGUAGCGAUCGGGCUAGUCGCAAUGAUCGGGCGAGUAGCAGUGAUCGGGAUAGAGCUACUAGCCAUGGUGAAACUCAGUUUAGGAACACGGUUCAAACUCUAUUGUGUCCAGCACCCCGAGUGGUCUCUAACCCUUUGCCAGCUGCCAUUAGUCCAUGUGAUACUCAGAGCAAAGCUUUCCAAAAUUGCCUCCACGAGUAUGAAGCAGACAUCAGUAAGUGUCAGUUCUACAUGAGCACAUUGUCUCAAUGCAAGAAGAAUUCUGAUUUCAAGUUGUACGAUGUGGCUGGCGAUGAUCCGGCUAGUAGCGUCAAAGAAUCUCGGUUUCUAAUCUUUGCUAGAGCUGUGUUGUGCCCACGAGGAACCGAGUUGGUCUCCCAGGCUGCCUCUAUAGCCCCUGUUGCAGCUCCCGUAGCAGUUCCCAUUAAUUCAUGUGACACUCAAGACAAAACUUUCCAAAAUUGCCUCCACGAAUUUGGAACAGACAUCAGUAAGUGCCAGCUUUACAUGAACAUGUUGUCUCGGUGCAAGAAGAAUUCUGAUUCCUAGUUGAAGGCUUAAUUUAUUUUUUCUUUCCCGUUAGUCAUUGUUACUUAUUUUUAAUCAAAUAGUUCUUGAAGUUUGUCAUCAAAGUGACUCUGGGUUUUUAUCAUAAUCAGAAGAUGGAUUCUGCCGUGGUUUUUUAGUA